AUGGCCGGCGGUGGAAUUCCGACUUCUACAGGCGGCGACAAAGCUUACCCGGGAAACCUUACCCUCUACGUCACUUUUACUUGCGUUGUAGCAGCCAUGGGUGGCCUCAUCUUCGGUUACGAUAUCGGAAUCUCCGGUGGAGUUACGUCGAUGAAUCCAUUCUUGCAGAAGUUCUUCCCGUCGGUCUACCGGAAGCAGAUAGAGGACACCUCAACCAACCAGUACUGUAAGUUUGACAGUCAGAUAUUGACAAUCUUCACGUCCUCUUUGUACUUAGCGGCGCUGGUGUCUUCACUGGUGGCAUCGACGGUGACUCGGAAACUUGGUCGGAAACUGUCUAUGCUUUUCGGCGGCAUCUUGUUCUGUGCCGGAGCUCUGAUGAACGGAUUUGCUCAGGCUGUUUGGAUGCUGAUAUUGGGUCGUAUCCUACUUGGUUUCGGAAUUGGGUUUGCUAAUCAGUCUGUUCCAUUAUACCUAUCUGAAAUGGCGCCAUAUAAAUAUAGAGGGGCACUCAACAUCGGAUUUCAAUUAUCAUGCACCAUUGGAAUCCUAGUGGCAAAUAUACUUAACUACUUCUUUGACAUGAUCAAAGGAGGGUGGGGUUGGAGGCUGAGUCUCGGUGGUGCUGUAAUCCCUGCCUUGAUCAUCACCAUCGGUUCUCUUUUCCUUCCCGAGACCCCAAACUCCAUGAUCGAGAGAGGUAAUAAAGAAGAGGCAAGAGAAAAGCUUCGAAGGAUUAGAGGUGUUGACAAUGUCGAUCAAGAGUUUUAUGAUUUGGUCAUGGCCAGUGAAGCAUCCAAGAAGGUUGAGCAUCCAUGGAGAAACUUGUUGCAGAAAAAAUACAGGCCACAACUGAUAAUGGCUAUCUUGAUUCCAGCUUUCCAACAAUUAACUGGGAUUAACGUGAUUAUGUUUUAUGCCCCCGUUUUGUUUAAAACCAUCGGGUUUGGAGGAAAGGCUUCUCUUAUGUCUGCUGUGAUUACUGGUUCUGUAAAUGUCAUGGCAACUUGUGUUUCAAUCUAUGGUGUUGACAAGUGGGGAAGAAGGUUUCUUUUUCUUGAAGGUGGAAUUCAAAUGCUCAUUUGCCAGGUUGCAGUUGCAAUAUUUAUUGGGAGCAAGUUUGGAAUAGAUGGGAAUCCUGGUGACUUGCCAAAAUGGUACGCUCUUGUGGUGGUGUUGUUCAUAUGCUUGUAUGUAUCUGGCUUUGCAUGGUCGUGGGGUCCACUAGGUUGGCUUGUGCCUAGUGAGAUCUUCUCACUUGAGAUCCGAUCAGCAGCUCAAAGUAUCACUGUCUCCAUGAACAUGAUCUUUACCUUCAUUGUCGCUCAAGUGUUCUUGACGAUGCUUUGCCACUUGAAGUUUGGGCUCUUCAUCUUUUUUGCUUUUUGGGUGGUGAUGAUGACAGCGUUCAUAUACGUGUUCUUGCCUGAAACAAAGAAUAUUCCAAUUGAAGAAAUGGUGGUUGUGUGGAAGAAUCAUUGGUUUUGGUCAAGGUUUAUGGUGGAUGUGGAGUACCCGAAUGGAGUUGAAAUGACGAACGGAGGUCAGCUGGUCAAGGAGGUAGAAGUAAAAUACACUUUUUUGGGCUUUGAAAAAGGUUAA
Molecule: messenger RNA, 1602 nt
Organism: Lactuca virosa
Lineage: Eukaryota; Viridiplantae; Streptophyta; Magnoliopsida; Asterales; Asteraceae
Source: the annotation of a GenBank genome assembly